GAGAGGCUGUUGAACUCUGGACCAAUCUCCCGAUCUAUGCGGGAGAUCUUUAGAAAGUGCUGGUUCGAGAAUGGGCGAGCCUGGCGGUUUCUGACUCCAGAGCAGAGAGAUUUCUAUUGGGAGGAAUUUAAGAAGGAAUACUGGUGGGAUACGGCGGAUUACAGCGACGACGUCAUCAAAGGUGUAUUCAUGACGCAUGCUGCCAAUCGAUACAAGGACGUUAUUCACAGGAUGAGAGAGAAGGACGGAAAACAUACCUCGAUCAGCCAAGAUAUUUGGGAUUCCUGGCAGGCCGUCUGGGCGUCAGAGGACGAGAAGAAGAAGUCCGAUGUAGCUCGCGCUAAUCGGAUGAGCGAGCCUGCUGGAGCCGGUUCCGGACCAGUACGCCAUACAGGGGGAUCCCGUUCCGCCAUCAGACAUAUGGAUGUGUUGGCUGACGAGCUCGGCCGCAAGCCUACCGCAACGGAGCUGUAUACUCGGAUGCACUCCACGAAAGCUGAUAAGGGUGUCAUGGUAGACAAGAGGGCCCAAGACAUGAGUGAUGCAAUUGCUCAGAGACUUGCUGCUGCAUCGCAGCCGCCGACCGGAGAGGGUGGUUCGUCUAGCACAGCGGAAGUCGACGAGACGCAGCUAUUUCUGGAUAUCGAGGGCGUCAACAAGAAGCGGCGUGUCUACGGGUUGGGUUCAGCGACUAGUGCGUACGUCGAUACGACGACGUCUAGUAGGGCGAGGACCAGGUCCACACAGUCACAGCGAACUGAGGAGGAGAUCGAGCGGCGUGUGCGGGCGGGGAUCCAGGACGGACUGCGCCAGAUUACCACUGAGGUGGAGGAUCUCCGUGCCCAGCAUGCGAGAACCAAUGAGAGGAUGGCCGAGAUUAUUCAGGCCGAGAUGGCGAAGAUGAUGCAGACUCUUCCUCCGCAGUAUCGCCCACCCCCAGGUCCUUCAGACGAUGACGACACUCCGACUUUGUAGUGUCACGUUUGUAUUUCUGACAUUUUGUAUUUUGUCACUUUUAUACAUUUUGUGUUAUCUUGUUUUAUACAUUUUCUUACGAUAUGUAAAAUAUAACAUGUUUUUAUAUGAAA
Messenger RNA from Mercurialis annua (annual mercury), 1088 nucleotides. RefSeq lists its product as uncharacterized. Bases 37 to 975 code for a protein of 312 amino acids. NCBI's taxonomy places the organism in Eukaryota, Viridiplantae, Streptophyta, Magnoliopsida, Malpighiales, Euphorbiaceae. The transcript has 4 exons. The record is from RefSeq and is a predicted model, not a curated record.